GGUAUUUAUAUGUUGCUUGACGCUGGUGCUUUUUAUACACAAACCUACCAUUAUUGAAAUUGGACAUAAAUGGCACCAGCACAAAACCCAAUCACUUCUAAACACGUGGCAGUGAUCGGAGCCGGAGCAGCCGGUAUCAUAACGUCUAGGGAGCUCCGUCGUGAAGGUCACAGUGUCGUUGUGUAUGAACGGGAGAAACAAGUUGGUGGUCUCUGGGUUUACACACCUAAAUCCGAUUCCGACCCACUAAGCCUUGACCCGACCCGAUCCAAAGUCCACUCUAGCAUCUACGAGUCUCUCCGAACCAAUGUCCCGAGAGAAAGUAUGGGUGUCAGGGACUUCCCGUUUUUGCCACGUUUCGAUGACGAGUCAAGAGACCCGAGACGGUAUCCAAAUCACAGGGAAGUUCUUGCGUAUAUUCAAGACUUUGCUAGAGAGUUUAAAAUAGAGGAGAUGAUCCGGUUCGAGACCGAGGUGGUUCGGGUUGAACCGGUUGACGGGAAAUGGAGGGUCCAGUCCAAAAAAUCCGGCGGUUUCUUGAAAGAUGAGAUCUAUGACGCCGUCGUGGUUUGCAAUGGACAUUAUACAGAACCAAACAUUACUCAUAUUCCUGGUAUUAAAUCGUGGCCAGGAAAGCAGAUCCAUAGCCACAACUACAGAGUUCCUGAUCCAUUCGAAAACGAGGUAGUGGUGGUGAUUGGAAAUUUUGCGAGUGGUGCCGAUAUUAGUAGGGACAUAGCUAAGGUCGCGAAAGAAGUCCACAUUGCGUCUAGAGCAAAGGAACCCCACACAUACGAGAAGAUUUCCGUUCCCCAGAACAAUCUAUGGAUGCAUUCCGAAAUCGACACAGCCCAUGAUGAUGGGUCGAUUGUUUUCAAAAACGGGAAAGUGGUAUUUGCUGAUAGCAUUGUGUACUGCACUGGGUACAAAUAUAACUUUCCAUUUCUUGAAACCAAUGGCUAUUUGCGCAUUGAUGAAAAACGCGUUGAACCUCUAUACAAGCAUGUCUUUCCACCCGCGCUCGCCCCCGGACUUUCUUUCGUUGGUGUACCAGCAAUGGGGAUAGUAUUUGUUAUGUUUGAAAUCCAAAGCAAAUGGGUUUCAGCAGUCUUGUCAGGACGUGUUACACUUCCUUCACCAGAAAAAAUGAUAGAAGAUAUUAAUGCUUGGUAUGCAUCCCUUGAUGCGUUAGGUAUUCCCAAGAGACAUACGCAUACGAUAGGUAGAAUUCAGGUAAGUUCUGUCAUAUCAUUAACUUCUUUUAAGAAAACUUAUCUCUCACAGAGCGAGUACCUCAAUUGGGUCGCGGAAGAAUGUGGUUGUGAACUCGUUGAACGUUGGAGAGGUCAAGAAGUUGACGGCGGAUACCUCAGACUUGUCGCCCAUCCAGAAACUUACCGUGAUGAAUGGGACGACGAUGAACUCAUAGAAGAAGCGUACAAAGAUUUUUCUAAGAAGAAGUUGAUUAGUUUUGAUCCUACUUAUUACAUCGAAAAUGGCAAAUGAUUUGCGUCAAUAGUGCCGACUUGUUUUUUUUCUUGAAGGUGGGUUGAUUUCAAUAAUUUGCAAAGCAAUUGUAAGGUUUACAGAGGAGGGUUAAGCUAUAUAAUGUAUAGUGCCCUUGCUUACGUUUGAGUUUGCAUUUUUAAUCGUUUGGUUAAAUUUGUGUAUCCAUUUGUAUGUGAUUGCAUUUUUUAGCAUACGUUUAAUUUGUGUUCCGACUAA
Arabidopsis lyrata subsp. lyrata is the source of this 1725-nucleotide messenger RNA. Its product is annotated as flavin-containing monooxygenase FMO GS-OX3. The record is from RefSeq and is a predicted model, not a curated record. Gene Ontology annotation, molecular function: NADP binding; flavin adenine dinucleotide binding; N,N-dimethylaniline monooxygenase activity. The transcript is spliced from 7 exons. NCBI's taxonomy places the organism in Eukaryota, Viridiplantae, Streptophyta, Magnoliopsida, Brassicales, Brassicaceae. The coding region runs from base 70 to 1506 and encodes 478 amino acids.